ACCCCUUCCACCGCUCAGGCAAAGAAUGGACAUAAUCUGUGAUGUAUAGAUGGGGACUUUAGACUGAGUGCAGGACUGGGAGUGACUGGGCAAGCCAACUGAUGAGAUCCAUUUGUGGAAAGGCUUUCUAAAAAAAUAAAACUGUUUGUCGCAGAGACUCAAUCUCUGCCAAAAGUAAUUUGUCACAACAUCAGCAGAUGUUCGCAAAGCAAAUGAGCUGUAUUCACAAGGUUGUGAAGGCACUUCUGUUGAUUGCAACAUUUUACUGACUUCAUCUAAAAAGCACAAAGGAAUCACUUAUUAAGUUCCUAGCAGGAAUGUCAUUCUUUUGAGAGCUUCUAUAGUCACUUCCUGAAAUAUCUGUGUCAGUUUGUAUCCACAUUACUCUCUUUGAUAAUGUGGAUGUUAUUCAUUUUUAUUGGUCACUUUUUUUGUAUCCCCUGAAUAACCGAGGUGUGACCUGUGCAAGCAAACAGAUUUUUUUUUCAAAUUUUCUUCCUGUUUCAUGCAAUGUCCACCAUAUCAUUUGCCUCAGACAGCCGUUUUCAUUUAUCAGAAAAUAAAGAUAAAGGAAACAAGUGGAUUAUGUAACAUGCCAGGACAAAGUGUAUCAGUUUUAACCAUGUAACUUUGCAGGAAAGAUUGUAAUAGCUUAUUAAAUUAAUUGAGUUAUAAAUGAAUUUUUGUGUUCAUAUGAUAUGCUGUGUUUUGGUUGUUUUGAAAUUUAGUUGAACUUAGUGGCCUUGAAUUGGUUUAGUUUCUCGUAAUGUAAUUUAACCAUGGCCGUUUCAUCCUGUGAUAACAUAGCAAACCAUUUCCUUAGGCUGUUUAUCUACUGUUGUCUGCAGAGUAGUCCCAAAAGGAAAUGGCGUCUGCUAUGUAAAGCCUGCUCAAUCAAGACCUUGUAACUGCAAAAGUGGAACAAUGGACAACAGGACAAAUUGCAAAAAUGAGUUAAGUAACACUGGACUGCCAAAAAUACUCUACAGGACUACAACAAAACUAGCUGUGGUUAGCACAGAAUGAUAUUUCCGUCUGUAUGACUCCCAAACCUAAUUUGAAAUCCUUCAAAGUGUGUUCUUAUGACCUUUUACUUUGAUGCAUAAACAACCUCUUAUAUUCAGAAUGACUUUAAUAUUAUUUCCAUCAAGCCGUUCCAUUCUCCAUUUUAAGCAUGUUCUGUAUAUAAACCAGAUCAACACCCCCAGAAGAGAGUGUGGAUAGAUGCCAAGCAAUGCAGCCACACCUUUGGGAAUCAGAUAAGGGAAAUUAAUGCUGUUAUCAUUUGUUGUUUUAGUGCAUUGGUGCUUGAUGAAGUGAUCUUUGAGCUAAAAGAAUGAUAAGUUGAGAAAACACAGUUGUUUUCGUCACGUGCCAAAAUUCAUGUUAGGCAAGUAAUGAUGUAAUCCUAUACCAACUCAUUCCCAUUGUACCAGGGAGAGCAAAUCCGCCUCUUUGAGAUUGUGUCGCAAUAAAUGUUGUCCCGCUUCACAAAUGAAAACCAAAUAAAUAUUGGACAAAAGUGAACGGAUCCUGCAGAUGAAAGUGAAUUCAACUGUGAAGAAAGUUGUAUUGUAUGUAUACCAUGUUUAACUGUGGUAGGGUUAAAAGGACUCUUUUAUCGCAUUAUAUGUAAGUGAUGAUAUGCAUACAGAUCCUUUAGUGGAUCUGUAUGAAUUGAACAAUGUGUACUCAAGCGCUUGUGUACACAGGUGAAUAAUACAAGGCAAGGUGAGCUCAACCCUGUGGGCGGAUAUAACAUAACAUUUAUGUAAAAAAAACUCAACUUCAUAGAAACGAGACCUCGCAGAACUUUCGUUAAAUAUGAACAAAUGGCUUUGUAUUGAUGGGUAAUUUAUCCCGCUUGUCAAGACAUUAUAUUUAUGUUUUCAAAACAAGCAUUUAAAAAAAGUAGAGCGGUCUCAAUUUUAUACAGUUUUAAAAAGUAAAACUAAGCCAUUUUAUUUGACUCUUGCAUAUAAUUAUUACAUCAAAAUAUUAUAAAGGUUUUUUAUAGAAUGGCGUAAUAAAUCUUUUAGAGCUGGGUUUAGUUGUUUCGCACGAGCAACUGUGUGACGCGCAUGUACUGCACGCUAUGAGCGGCGCUUUAAUGGUUUAUUUCCGACAGUCGUCUCUGUGUUGUGCUGAAGACUACUAGCAGCGGUGUCUCCUUUCAGUGUUACCUCCUGACGAGUGAACGCAAAUCUCAGACCCCAACAUGGGAAGGGUGUCAGUCGUUUUCACGGACUUUUAUGAGUUUAGAUUAUGUUGAUUUGUUCUGUUUCUUACGUUCUUUUUCAGUAACACCAACUAUUAAAACAUCAGAGAGGAGACAGCAUCGCACUAUCAUUGUAUGAAGGUAAAUGGACCGUUGACGGCGAUGAUGGGACCGUUGUGCUGGAUGUAUGGUCAAUGACAGGAUGGAUAUCAGUGGGAUCUUCUCUUUUGCUACUACCUUUUAUUUCUCAGUCUGUGUCUAUGGCGAGGCAGGACCAAACGUUGCCUACCUGAAUACACUGCUGCAGAGCUCAGGUCCUCUUUCCUGCUCUGAGGGCUUCACUGAGUCGGGUUAUUACAACGGAUCGGUGUCCCAGACUGAUUCUGGCGCUCCUUGUCUUAAGUGGACCGAGUUUCCAGAUUACAUACAGCAGUACCCUAACCGGGGACUGGGAGACCACAGCUACUGUAGAAACCCUGAUCGUGAAUCCAACCCCUGGUGCUUUUACAGGCAGAGGUCAGGAGCCAUCGGGUGGGCAUACUGCAACUGCCAUCAGGGUGCAGCACGGUUGGUGGGAGGUUCGUCCAAUAAGAGUGGCCGUCUCGAGGUGUACCUGAAUGGCCAUUGGGGAGGAGUGUGUGACACCUACCUGACUGACCGAGAUGCCAGUGUCAUCUGUAGACAGCUGAGACUCGGUGAAAUUGGCACUGCGCUGCGGCACUCGUACUUUGGGCCUGGUUCUGGUCUUUUCCACUUUGAACGUCUUGGCUGCCAUGGCAAUGAAAAUUCUCUGCUGGAGUGCCGAAGUAGGAAAUAUGUCUCUGGUGAUUGUAACCAUGGCAAUGAGGCCGGGGUGGUGUGUGCUGUACCUGAGGGCAAUGGUGCCCCCCUGAGGCUCGUGGGAGGGCUUGAGGAUUUCGAGGGGCGCGUGGAGGUGUACCAUAACGGGAGAUGGGGCACUAUCUGUGAUGAUGAAUGGGAUGAUAUUGAUGCUGAAGUGGUCUGCAGGCAGCUUGGAAUGGGUGGCGUGCCAAAGGCGUGGACAUGGGCGCACUUUGGACAGGGCACUGGGCCGAUCUUGCUGGAUGGGGUGCACUGCACAGGAAAUGAGCUGUCUCUUGAGGAAUGUCCUCAUGCACCCUGGGGCCAACACAACUGUGACCAUAUGGAGGAUUCUGGGGUGUCUUGCAACCCAUAUACAGAUGGAGUUUUGCGCUUAGUGGGAGCUGAUGGCCCAUGGGAAGGACGCCUUGAGGUGUAUCAUGCUGGAGAAUGGGGCACAGUGUGUGACGACAACUGGACGCCACGUCACGCACAGGUGGUGUGUCGACAGCUCGGUUACAGAGGGCGUUCUGAGUUGGCUCCAGAUUGGAUGUAUGGAGAGGGUACAGGAGUGAUCCUGCUGGAUGAGGUGAAUUGCGAAGGGGGAGAAAGUAACCUGCUGGAUUGUAGUCAUGGUGAGUGGGGGCAACAUGACUGCUCUCAUAGUGAGGAUGUGGGAAUACGCUGUGAAAGAGAAGGACAUAACAAUGAACUUCCUGAACCGGCUCCUGCAACAGGUCCCCUGGUGAGGCUGGUGGAUGGUGAGAGCCGUAAGGAGGGCCGUGUGGAGGUGUUUAUUAACGGCCAGUGGGGUAGUGUGUGUGAUGAUGGUUGGAAUGACAUCAACGCAGGAGUAGUCUGCAGACAACUGGGAUUCGUUGGUGUCUCCAAGGCCCGUUCCAUGGCUUAUUUCGGCGAGGGCCAGGGACCAAUUCAUCUGGACAAUGUGAAGUGUGUCGGGACAGAGGCUUCAUUAGGGGAGUGUUCAGCUGUUGGAUCAGACGCCAAUGACUGCAGGCACAGUGAGGAUGCAGGGGUGAUCUGUGACUAUAUCACUGAGCCUGUGAUGGACAGUGGUAUGGCAAAGCAAGAGUGUGGUCUGAGACCCAACACACAGAGGCGCAGGAGGAGGAUUGUAGGAGGAGACAAAUCUCUACGGGGGGAUUGGCCGUGGCAAGUAUCUCUGUGGCUGAGGUCUCAAUCAAAAGGCACCCAUCCGCUUUGUGGAGCAACUCUCAUCAAUUCCUGUUGGGUUAUCACAGCCGCUCAUUGUUUCAAGAGGUUUGGUUCAGAACCAUCCCGGUAUGUGUUAAGACUUGGUGACUACCACACAGAGGAGAGGGACGAUUUCGAGCGCACUCUCUCUCCCGAGCGCAUCGUCAUCCACAGGAAGUACAACAGCCAGGGCUGGGAGUAUGAUAUUGCCUUACUGAAGUUAAAGGGUACAGAUGAGAGUUGUGUAGCGUUUAACCCACACACUAAUGCAGUUUGCCUUCCGGCUCAAAGCAACAAGAGGGGCAAGAGGCCCAUUGCCUGCAUUAUCACUGGCUGGGGAAUUACAGAUUCAGAGUAUUCCCGAACACUGCUGCAGGCCUGGGUUCCCUUACUGCCCUCCUGGAAGUGUAAAAUGCGCUAUGGAAGUCGCUUCACCAGCCGAAUGUUGUGCGCCGGCAGCUUGUCCAACCAUCGGCGUGUAGACAGUUGUCAGGGUGACAGCGGGGGACCGCUGGUGUGUCAGAGUGAGGGUGGCCACUGGAUGCUCACAGGAAUCAUCUCCUGGGGUCACGGUUGUGGUGACCCCACCUAUCCUGGUGUAUAUACACGAGUCAGCAGGUUUCUGAAGUGGAUUGAGAAAGUCACCCACAGCCCUGUCGAAGUGUGAUGUGCAUAUGUUAUACAAAAGGUUCAUCAGCUGACCAUUGGCUGGUUUGGAUGUUGCACAUUUACUACUUGCACCACGUCAAUUCCAUUUAUUACACUUGAAAAGAGACAUUCAUAAAAAUGCACAGGAAUGUGAAGCAACAUACCUCACAAGUAGGUGAUAUGUGUGAAUAAGUAUUCUUCUGGAUUGGAAGAUUUUGCUUUUGUGUAUACAUCAUUUUGCACUAGUUUGCAUGCCAUAUAUGUGGAACAUUUGUGGGAGUUCUGCGACCCACCUGUUCCGGAUCAGGUUCUUAAAUUAAAUAACAUAUUGCACUUACACACUUGUUACUCGCUGGACUUAAUUAUUUGUUGUACUGGAAGUUCGUAAAGGUAAGGAACAGCAUGGGGGUAAAAAGUAAGGAUUCAUAAACAUUCCGCAGGUGUUUUAAGUAUUAUUCAGCUUACAGCUAAAUGUCCUCUGUUAUGCAUAGUUGGGGGGGAAUGCAGUUCUGGAAAUUUUUUUAAUUUGUGUAGCGUAUGACAAGGCAUAUGACAAGACUUUUCUGAAGUAUCUACUCAAGAGAUGAUAAUCUCAGUAAUGGAGUAAUUAUCAACUGGAUGAGGUGGUGCAUAACAAGGUAAAAUUGCAGUCCCAGCAGAUAAACAUCCUGGGAACAAAACUUGCAUUUUAAUCAUGACUAGUUUAAAACUACACUCAGUGGUGCCAGAGAAAUAAAUGUAAUGCGGGAAGGAAUUAUAAGAUAUGGGUAAAAUCUGCUGAUUAACAGAUGUGAUCUGUUACCAUCUGACAGUCACUCGAUUACAACUUUAUGGCCCGGUUUCACAGACAAGGCAUAGCUUAAACCGGGACUAUGCCUUUGUUAAAUUAGGAUAUUUAUGUUGCUUUAUUUAUUAAAAUGCCUUAGAUAAAAACAUUACUGGUGUGCAUCUUGAGACAAAACAAUGGCAAUUACAUAUUAAGUUAUGUCAGCGCAAUUUAUUUUCAGUUAAAAGAGCUCAAACUUUCAUUUUAGUUUGGGCCUAGUUUUAAGCCUUGUCUUUGAAACCGGGCAUAAAAUGCUUGAGUAAUGUAUGCUGCAUUGGUGUUUCCUCCCUCUCAAAAUGUUUUAAAAAAUUCAAAAACUAUUUCUGUAACCAGGUGUCAUUCAGGUUUAUUAUUGUGGUAUUUAUUUACAUAAGUUAUAGGCUUACCACAGUUUGACAAAUGAAAUGAGGUACAACAGCAGUUUAGUCUACUGUUUUAUAUCAGUUUUCUGUCACACUCAGUCAAUUAAAUUGUUUACUUAAAUGCUUUUGUUAAGGCUACACUUUUGUUAUUUAUUAGCCUAAUCCCAAAUUAAAACAUUAAUGUAUUUAUGUAAAGAUGUGAAGCAGUCAGGCAAGUUUAGUAUGGCAGUAUAAACAUGUAUAGCAAAUCAUGCUGUGAGUUGGCAUAAAUGUUUAGACCAAGUUAUCCAAAUAUUAUGUACACGGAUUAACUGAAUGGCUGUCUUUGUAUACUGUUAUUUUUAUGUACUGAAAAAUAUGAUGGGGAAAGCAAAAAGGCAUAGUGUAAUAUCAAAGCACCAUGACAUUAAUAAUCAGAAUCUAACAUUAUUGUGUAUGUAUUACAUAUUGAAAAUCUGUCUUCACUGGCCACGUUAAUUGAAACGUUCAAUAAAAUCCAGAUUUGAAU
Triplophysa rosa is the source of this 6599-nucleotide messenger RNA. RefSeq names its product neurotrypsin. Lineage: Eukaryota; Metazoa; Chordata; Actinopteri; Cypriniformes; Nemacheilidae. The record is from RefSeq and is a predicted model, not a curated record. Bases 2406 to 4922 code for a protein of 838 amino acids. Gene Ontology annotation, biological process: proteolysis. Gene Ontology annotation, molecular function: serine-type endopeptidase activity. The transcript is spliced from 14 exons. Gene Ontology annotation, cellular component: membrane.